Molecule: messenger RNA, 1943 nt
Organism: Neohortaea acidophila
Lineage: Eukaryota; Fungi; Ascomycota; Dothideomycetes; Mycosphaerellales; Teratosphaeriaceae
Product: ASST-domain-containing protein
Exons: 5
Coding region: 1-1665 (554 amino acids)
Source: RefSeq, a predicted model, not a curated record
AUGUCCAAAGGUUCGCCGAACGAACCAUCCUUGCGACCGCCAAUCUUCAAUGUCACAAACCACGAUGCCUCACGAACCACUCCCGGGGGCUUCUGGUUUGUUGCUCCGUACGCAGACCUUGUCCAGCGGGAUCCCGGCAAACUCGCCGUACCCGCACAGGUCGGACCUCAUAUCUACGCGGACGAUGGGACGCUGAUCUGGAGUGGGGCUGACAUGUUUCCAACCCGCUCGGUUUGCGACUUUCGCCAGAUCGAAUAUCACGGAGCGCCGGCGCUUUCUUUCAUCGUGACUGCACGAUCGUCCGCAAAAUAUCCCCAGGGCGCCGCUCUUAUCUUGGACGACACUUACUCGAUUGUUAACGAGGUCUUCACCCCGAUCCCGGGCAUAAGCAUCAAUAUGCACGAGUUCAAAGUGACCGACCAUGGCUCAUCCGCACUACUUUUAUACGAUACGCCCACUCAAUGGUCAAACGAUCCCUAUCUCUCGUGGGGUUUCGUCGAUUCGGGAUUCGCAGAGAUUGAUCUUCUCACCGGUCAACCACGAUUCAUGUGGAAUUGUUCCGACCACAUUCCUCUCACAGCCUCCACCAAGCCAGAGCCCGAGCCCGGCGAUCGCUCUGUUUGGGACUGGAUUCACCUCAACACCGUUGAUCGUGAUGCGAACGGCGACUUUUUAGUUACCGCAAGACAUACUGACGCCAUUUACAAAGUCUCGAGACGCACGGGUGCCAUUCUGUGGCAACUGGGAGGAGUCGGAUCAUCAUUUGAAUUGCAAGGCUUCAACUUCUCCAGACAGCACGAUGCCAGGUUUGUUGAUGCAAACGGCACAACGACAAUAAUCUCGAUCCUGAACAACGCUUCCGACGGCAUCGACAUGACCGCAGAUCUCUCUUCAGCCCAAUUGAUCAGAUUGGACCACACGACAAUGAAGGCUUCUCUGAUCCAAAAGUGGGACCGCCCAGAUGGACAACUCAGCCACCUGCGAGGGAACAUGCAAAUCUUGCCCGAUACCAACAUCUUCGUCGGCUGGAGUGCAAACGACGGAUACGUGUCGGAGCAUUCCGCGGACGGCGAUGUUCUGAUGGAGGCUCGCUUCCUCUCGGAUCGACUUUCAACGUAUCGGGCGUACAAGUUCUUCGGAUUUCGAGGGAGGCCGCAACAUCCACCCACAGUCAAAGCCAUAGUGCACUCGACGUCAGCAUCCGAGUGUGUUACUCUCGUCUACGUGAGUUGGAACGGUGCCACCGAUGUUGCCUACUGGAACUUUUACACUUCGAAACACAACGAGCCGGAAGGUUUCGUCUACUCCGGAAGAAAGAACAAGACAGGAUUCGAGACGGUCUACUCAUACGGCGGUGCCUCCAGGUGCAUCGUUGCAGAAGCUGUUGCCAUCGACGGAACUCCGAUUCGAAAUUCGUCAAUCGAGGCACCGAUUUGGCAAGACGCUGGAUGCUCGCUUGAGACGGCGUACUUUCUCGAAAGUGAGCAGCGAAUGGCAGAUGGUGCACCGCAGGCUGCAUCCCACGACAUUUAUGAUGGCUUGAAGAGCAUGGCGUCUACGAACCCUCUUGUUCUCGUUGCCUUGGGUUUCUGUCUAUCCUACCUGCCACCACUACUGCGGCGGCCCCAAGGGCGAAUCGGCGGGGGGAAGCAAGCCUGCGGCUAACAAGCUGCGUCGAUGCCAACGUUGACCUUUGCGCCGACGGCUUUGCUGGCACCCAGCUGGAUCAGGCGUGCAAGAGGCAUCGUCGGUCAUUGGCUUUCGACAUCGCCAUGGCCGGCUAAUUGGCAUCCAACAUCAUCGGGUAAUAUUACUCGUCUUCCAAAUCCCAUGCAAUCGUCUUCGGCGACUGACGUCGAAGUUGGUCGAAGAUCUGCAAUGCAUUAGUCUCAGGCUACAAGUAGCUGGAAAGCUAACUUAGUGUAUUCAGCUGCAGGCUUCCA